Protopterus annectens (West African lungfish) is the source of this 2464-nucleotide messenger RNA. It is a transcript of the gene LHX8, whose product is annotated as LIM homeobox 8. Lineage: Eukaryota; Metazoa; Chordata; Ceratodontiformes; Protopteridae. The transcript is spliced from 8 exons. The record is from RefSeq and is a predicted model, not a curated record. Gene Ontology annotation, cellular component: nucleus. The coding region runs from base 617 to 1660 and encodes 347 amino acids. Gene Ontology annotation, biological process: forebrain neuron development; neuron differentiation; regulation of transcription by RNA polymerase II. Gene Ontology annotation, molecular function: RNA polymerase II transcription regulatory region sequence-specific DNA binding; DNA-binding transcription factor activity, RNA polymerase II-specific.
GGCAAUUCAGUAGUAUACUUGUUCUUAAAGCAGGUAAUCACUAAUCGACGUUUCCUGAGCUUGAAAGUGCAUAACGUACUUCAUUUGGAGCAGAUGUUACUUCUUAAAUAUAAUGAGAAAUGUUUUAAGCAGCUAUCGACAUUCACCGACGGAUAAAAGUAAAAGGAACGACGAAUUUGCUAACUAAGCGUUUUAGUUCCCAAGUGUUUUUUGGGGCAAUUUCUAAAGAUGCAGACAUAUUUGAUGAAGGCUAAGGAAGGUAAAUGCUAUAGAGUGCAUAACUUAGUUCUGCCAAAAAAAGAAAAGGGCAGACGCUGGAAAUGUUUAUCUGUGCAAAGAAAAUCUGGGUUAUGCAGCCGUAGGCGGGCUUUACUAGAGGAGGUGCGGCUUUGAAAGUAACGAAAAAAGUUUUUCUUUUUUCUCCAGUCCUAAUCUGCGCCUACGAGGGAAGGCAAAAUUGCGUUUAGAGAGGAGUUUCCUUUUCCUGAUUAAGGCAUUGCCACAGUACGAAUAUUUUGCUGUUUUUACUGUGGAUUAAAGUAGUAAAGGAAGCUGCAAAGGGACCGCGAUCAAGAGGUUUGGAAUUGGUAUUGAAAGUGGCUUCUAUCAGAGGGCAAUGUACUGGAAGAGUGAACAAGAAGUGGUGUGCAAAGCAGAAGGAAAAAGCACCCUGGCAAAUGGUGCUUCCAUUACAAAAGGAACUCCCGAAGGUUUAAUUGAAGAAGACUCUUCUUGCUCGUCUUCCGUCACAUUGUCUCCUUCUUUCUCCCCCCACUCCAUGGCCACAAAUCCUCAAUCGGGAAAAGCUGUCUGUAGCAGUUGUGGAGUUGAGAUCGUAGACAAAUAUCUUUUAAAGGUAAACGAUCUUUGUUGGCACGUGCGCUGUUUAUCCUGCAGCAUAUGCAGAACUUCCCUUGGAAGACAUGCCAGUUGUUAUAUAAAAGAUAAAGAGAUUCUCUGUAAAUUGGACUACUUCAGACGGUAUGGGACUCGCUGUGCUCGCUGUGGCAGACACAUCCAUUCAACUGACUGGGUUCGUAGAGCAAAGGGAAAUGUCUAUCACUUGGCUUGCUUUGCUUGCUUCUCCUGCAAAAGACAGCUCUCCACAGGAGAAGAGUUUGCAUUGGUUGAAGAGAAGGUCCUUUGUAGAAUACAUUAUGACUGUAUGUUGGACAACCUCAAAAGAGCAGUUGAAAAUGGAAGCAGUGUUAAUGUCCAAGGAGCACUACCUACUGAACAGGAUGUUAAUCAGCCAAAGCCAGCUAAAAGGGCUCGAACAAGUUUUACAGCAGAUCAACUCCAGGUCAUGCAAGCACAGUUUGCUCAGGACAACAACCCAGAUGCUCAAACACUCCAGAAACUGGCUGAAAGAACAGGCCUCAGUAGACGUGUUAUACAGGUUUGGUUUCAGAACUGUAGAGCAAGGCACAAGAAACAUGUCAGCCCUAACCAUUCCUCGACUGCUUCAGUGACUACUGUUCAAUCCUCUCGGCUUUCAUCACCUUUGCUUGACGAAAUUACAUAUUCUGCUUACAUGCCACAAGAUGGGCCAAUGCUGGCUUCUUUACAUUCUUACAUGGAUGCUCAUUCACCAUCAACUCUUGGUCUUCAGCCCUUGUUACCCCACUCAAUGACGCAGCUUCCAAUUAGUCAUGUGUAAUACUUAUAAAGUCACAUCUGUUUGACUGCUGAAGGCCAACUGGGAAGGUAUGUUUUCCCGUAGGAUUUACACUAGAACUGAGCUCUAUGCUCCUUGACCUUGAGCUACAUACUAUGGAACUAACCGCUCCAUUAUACAGCAGGAAAAAUCUUUGAACUGAACUCUGAAACUGGUCAUCUUAGAAAUGUAAAUCCACAAAGGAAUCUUACUUUUCUGUGAAAAUUCAGGUAUUAUAAUACACUCAUUUGAGGGGUAUUUAAAAUGUGUUAACGUUUGCAGUGUUUUUGAAAUGGUCUUGGUGUUUUGAGUGUUUAAGACCAUGUCUCCUUCCUAAAAAUGGUCUGCAUUUACUGCAGGUUUCUAUUUCAAAACUUAACCAAUCUGUUAUUGAAGCCCUGUUUCAUAUUUCUUUUGACAGUCAACAAAUCUGUUCUAUUUGUUAAUUUAUUAAUCAACUGAGCACUUUGUCUUAAAUUGUCACAUCUAUGUGCAAAAUGUUUACAGUUUUCAGUGCAAAUGUAGUUUGUGUUUAGUUUGAAUAUAUAUAUAUAUAUUUGUAAGUUAUUGUUCUAAAAAGUGCAUUAUAUACCUAUCGGCAUGUUAUCAGUGGUUAUCCCACAAUAAAUCUGUUCAAAAAUGGGUUUCUCAAAAUUUGAAUUCAAAACAAAUGUUUCGACAUAUUGACGUAAUAUCUCCAGUUCAGAUACUUGUUCAUAAAAUAAACUGUAUUAUGUGAAAUCUGAUGGAAUGUUAAUAGUAUUAAAUCACAGAUUCUGAAACAUUAAAAACAGUUUGAUAGCUUUA